AUGGUGAUGGAUACGAAACGGAUCCAAAUUGUCUCUCAGAGAGAUACAUGGGCAGUCACCUUUGCCGGCGAAAGUCAGGUUGUAGGAGGACAUAGGAACGGUGAUAUCCGUCGAUGGAAGAUUGAAGACGGGCAGCAACAGGGUCCAACCGUGCAGGCGAGUGACACUGUCCGUUCUAUUGUCGUUUCCCAGGAUGGCCGGUGGAUGGUAUCCGGAGACAAGGGAACGAAGGCGAUCGUCUGGAAUGCGGCCACUCAUGAAAAAGUUCUUGAGUUCACAGAAAACACUAACUCUGUAUUGGGGAUCGAUAUCUCGAGCGACUGUACUAAGGUUGCCUCAGUGGACUACAGCAAGGUCUGGAUAUUCAGCAUUACUUCUGGUGUCCGACUCCUUCCUCCCCUCCGACACCCCUUCGUUAUUGGCGUCAAGUUCUCCCCAGACGGCAAUCACAUUGCUACUGCUUCGGAGACUCAUGGUUUCCGCAUCUGCAACACUCGCAAUGGCAAUAUCUUGUUCGAUUCAGGUGAAAAGGGUUCAACCGGUUCAACGUUGGGCACUCAGCUGGCCUGGUCGUCUGAUGGCCAGCAACUGUUCAUCGCGAAAAAAGGCAAAAUCACCUGUUUCGACCUUUCCAACUCCGUGUCUUCGGAAUGGUCGAUCCAUGGGAGCCAGUCUCUGAUCAAUAGCAUUAUCACACACACCUCACAGAUCAGCUGUGUCGCUCUCUCACCAAGCGGGGGGUAUCUCGCAUGUGGGAGCGACAGGAAUAUCACGGUUCACAAUCUCAGACAUGUCCUUUCUUCUGAGUAUUUUGACUGUGGUCCACUUCGUGUUUCUCAGCUUCCGCUCGUACAAGUGAACCACGAGACCCUCAAAUCAUGGACACGGGAAGACCUGACGAACACCGAAAUGCUGCUGUCAGAAGAGCUUAGGAGUGCUCCAAGUCCUGGCCACUGCGUGCUAGCAAGUCGCGCUCUUGUACGAGUGCGUCUGAAACAUUUGGCGCUGGCCAUGGAGGACGUCAAGCAGGCGAGUCUGCUUCCUCACUUCUCUAUGUGCAAGUUCUCUCACAUGCACUUCAAGUCCCUUCAGGUUCAACCAUCCCCUAUUGGCCAUAUCGCGAUGGCGGUUACUCUGCUUUGCCAGGGUGAUCGAAAGGGUGCGCUAUGUGUGUUCGACAUUGCCUUUCAUGAUUGCGAGCCUCGCGACAUUAGAUUUCUCUUACUACUGAAGCUUAUUCUUGUGUUUGAAUCUGGGAACCAAGAAGAGGCGGUGGUGCGUGUAGAGUACCUUGCUACGAGAGCGAACAAGGACAACGAUGACGACAGCCUCUACCUUUACACCCAGGCAUGUACUUCGCGUGAUGCAGACGUAUCACCACCGACACGUUUCGCAGGUCCUUGGAGUUAUGUUCAUGAAGAGGGGAGAUUACGGACGUGCGAUACCAUUGAUUUAACGGUCUCGCUCAUAUUUGGGUGGUGUUUCGAUGGACUGGAUACCGUUGCCCAGCAGCGUCUAUGUGAAACACUGUAUGCUGAAGGACGUACAGCCGAAGCCGUCGAGAUCCUCCUCAACAUCAUCAGGACAUCAGACGUCCAGGCGAGCAAGGCAACUGCAGAUUGGGUCGCAGAUUUCACCAAGAAAUGUUCCACUGCACUUGACCAUGUUGGUGAUGAAGCCAUCGGGUCUGCAAAACAUGGCUCUGCUGCAUUGCUCCUUAGCCCUUUGGAUCCUGCAGGCCUGCUCAUCAAGCGGAGCAGAGCUCGAGCAGCAGGGGGGUUGUGGGAGGACGCACUGCAGGAUGCGAACGAGGCGGUGAAGGCGGACCCCUCCAGCCCUUGGGGCUACGAGGCCAAGCAUAUGGCACUUCAUGGAGCAAAACGGUAUGACGAAGCGGUCGAAGCUUUCAAGUCUAUGUUGCACAUAAUCGAACAAUCGCAUGACCCUGCAAUCAGGCAACUGCGCAAAAACUACGUUUCUCCGUCCGACACGGUUGCAGCUAUUGAUCCUGUCAUCCGUAGGAUCCUUAAAGAUUGUCCCCUCGUCAUCAUCAACGUCACUACUGGUCGCCUUUGCGACGGCCCUGAGCGGAUCCGUAUCUUCAAGGCUGAUCCAUCAUUCAAGGAGCUUGUUUCAUCUAUGACGACAGGGGUGGACAAUGAGCGGAUCCUACGAGUGGUUGCAUUUUUCUUCGGAUACGUGAUAUUCUCGCACGUAUGGCAGGGGAACGAGCCGUUAUUUCAAGACAUCAAUGAAGUCGAAUCUAAGUCAGUGUGGAACCUUCCCGAUACGCCCCUGAAUGAGAAAUUACGCAAUUUCUGCAAGGAGGUGCGCAGACUUGGCCACAAUUGGGCGUGGUCGGAUACCUGUUGUAUCGACAAGUCCACGAGCUCCACCCUUAACCAAUCUCUUACAUCUAUGUACAAAUGGUAUGCAAAUUCAGUCGCUACGCUCGUAUUCCUUGCUGGCGUAGCACAUCCGUCCAAGUCUGGGGACCUUGCACGCAGUAUAUGGAUGACACGAGCGUGGACUUUGCAAGAGCUUCUGUCACCGAAUGUCAUCUUUUUCUACGACUCCGAAUGGAAACCGUACCUCGGCGAUACUGGCUCCAACCAUAAGGAAUCUCCAGAGAUCAUGCAAGAGCUGGCAGAUGCCACCGAGAUCCCCCGUGGAACCAUCGUCACAUUCUCUCCAGCCGAUCUCGGGGUGCACGAGAAACUCCGUCUCGCUUCGAUGCGCAGUGCGACGGUCGAGGAAGAUGUCGCGUACUCUCUCAUCGGCAUAUUCAAGUCCGAUAUCAGGCCUCAAUACGGUGAAGGAACCGACGCUCUCGGACAUCUCCUGGAGGAGAUCGUGGCUCGCUCCGGCGAGGUCACUGUGCUUGCGUGGUCAGGGAAGUCGUCGUCAUACAACAGUUGUCUCCCAGCUUCCGUUUCUGUUUACAGCCAAAAUCCUUACAACCCUCUACCGCUCGAAGGAGAAGAAAUGAAAAGAUGCAUCGAGAAAUUACGAGACAAGUUGCCCCGGCAAGAAGCACGGAGUAUAUAUAAUAAGAUCAACCGUCUUUCCCCUGCCCGUUUCGCAACCCGACGUCUACACCUUCCAUGCAUCGUCUUUUCUGUGAGAAGUAUUGAGAAGCCAUGCAAAAGCAAUGAGAAGUUGUAUCGUGCUAGGGUAUCGGGGCUUGGCCAAGUGAAGUUCACGACUGCAGAUGAUCUUUCACUGGAUGGGCUACAAAAAUUCGUCUUCACGCAUCCAUGGAUCCAUCAUAUCCGAGGUCCGAGUAGUGGGAUCAACUGGGGAGAUGACUCGGAGUCUGAUACCGAGUCUGACUCUGAUGAAGUUGCGCCAUUACCCGUUGUCCCCGCGUCCCGGAUUGACAGCUAUACCCGAGCACUAGAGAUGAUCGCCCGCCUCGGACAGCCGUUCACCGCGUUGCUUCUCGUACAGCUGCCUAACGGAGAGUACAAGAGGGUCGCUGCGGAGAACGAGAUUGUCGUCUCGGGACUCGGAACCAACAUCACUUCCAGGAACAUCCGAGCAAAAGUGUUGGAAAUCCUUUGA
Molecule: messenger RNA, 3564 nt
Organism: Pisolithus orientalis
Lineage: Eukaryota; Fungi; Basidiomycota; Agaricomycetes; Boletales; Pisolithaceae
Exons: 10
Coding region: 1-3564 (1187 amino acids)
Molecular function (GO): protein binding
Source: RefSeq, a predicted model, not a curated record